AUGACCACCGCCAUCUCCUCCUCCGCUUCGUCCUCCCGUCUUCAGGCCUCGUCCUCCAAUCUCUCACAUCAGGGUCAGGGACAGAAUCCAAUAUCUCUACGGCUAUACAAGGUCCUCGGCGCGAACUUCGACGAUGAGGCGACCCGCGAGGCUCUCAAUACCCUUGCGGAACUCUAUGCGCCGCCUUCUGCUCCUCACACUGGUGUAGGCAAGGGGAAGGAUGUGACGCGCGACCUCGACGCGGAUAAAGAUGCGGAUGAAGAGUACGAGCUGAACGGGCUGAAGCCUACCGGGUUAGCUGCCCCCGCCGGUGUGGAGGAGGCUGCUGCGGGGGAUAUAGCGGCGCGAGCGAGGAAGAACCUACGGCGUGAUGUGGAGAGUAAACUCGCAGAGUCCAGCAAACAAUUCCUCAAAGCAUUCGGGGAGGUGGACAAACAAUUAGAUACCCUGCAGGAGCACAUCGGGCUCAUGCGCGUCCGGUGUGACGAGUCGCAGUCGCAGCUCUUCGAGACGAAUGAGGCAUGCAAAUCCUUGCUUGACCGCGCCGGCAGCCUUCGUGAGGAGCGGUGCGCUCCUUGCAUCUCCACCCGUCAAUCUAUCAUAUCCGCAUUCCUCUCCCGAUUCACCCUGUCCCCCUCCGAGAAAGACGCGAUUGCCUCGCGAGAUGUUCCUCUGGGCACGACCUUCUUCGCUGCGAUGGACAAGGCAGCACGCAUACAGGCCGACUGCCGUGUACUUCUUACCGCUUCCCUCACUCUGCCUGCGCCAGCUCCGAACCCUGGAGAUGACGAUGAUGAAGACGAAGAGGAUAGAGCGACCAAAGCGGGACGAGACAUUCUGGCCGCAACGGCUGGCCAGCUUGAGCAGGCGUACGACAAGAUUUUCCGGUGGUGCUGCUUCGAGUUCAGGCAGAUGGGCCGAGACGCCAGUCUGGAGGUGACCCCAACAAUGUGCGAAGCCGUCAAGCGGCUACGAGAGCGGUCCGAGCUGCUCAUGGAGGCGCUAACGUAUCUCUCCCAAACACGCCAAGCAACACUCCUCUCCACCUUCAUGGACGCGCUCACCCGCGGCGGCCCCGGGGGCCUCCCGCGCCCGAUCGAGUUGCACGCGCACGACCCGCUGCGGUACGUCGGCGACAUGCUCGCGUGGGUGCACCAGGCGAUCGCGGCGGAGCGCGAGUUCCUCGAGGGCCUGUUCGGGGUGCGCGACGCGCGGCGCAUGGUCGGCGCCGUGCGCGCGUUCGGCGCGAGCGAGGAGGAGGGCUGGAUCGCGGAGAUGAUGGACGGCGCCGUGCGCGGGCUGUGCGGGCCGCUGCGGGUGCGUGUACAGCAGACGGUGCGCUCGCAGGAGAGCAGCAUCACGUCGUACAAGAUCGCGAACCUGGUGCAGUUCUACAUGGUGACGAUGCACCGGACGAUCGGGAAGGAGGCGUUGUUGAGCAAGACGCUUGAAGAGUUGACUGAAUUGGCCUACUCUGUGUUUUCUGGGGCUAUCGAGACUCAAGGCCGUUCUCUGUUGCGCGUAUCCCUGGAUCUGGACGAUACAGGGGUGUCCCCGCCCUUGGCCAUCCUCGAUCAUGCGCAAGUGCUGCGCGAAAUGAUGAUCGUAUACGAGUCGUCAUUGCUCGGAAACGAGGACGAGGAAGAGCUCCAGGCCGGCUUCCGGGACAUCCUGGACAAGAUGGUCGACCCGGCGCUGGAGUUGACGCUGACGCAGGCGGACGAGAAGAAGCGGCAGCGGCCGGCGUGGGACAAGGCCGUGUUCGUGCUGAACACUCUGGCGUAUCUGCAGAGCGUGUUGGAGCCGUAUGCGUUCACGACUGAGAAACAGGGUGUCGUGCAAGGCCUGGCCGACGCGAAGGUGCUUCAGCUGAUCGAGGAACAUUACCAAGACGUGCUCAAGGAUGCAGGGCUGGCAGAGGUAGCGGCAGCGUGCGAGGGCCGCCGCCCCAACGAACCCCUGUCGCAUGUACCAGCGGCCGAGCCGGCAGCGUUGCAAGGGGCGCUGCACCGAUUCUCAGAGUGGUUAAGCGGGCUCGAGGUCGUGCAGUCGAAGCGGCUGGGCCUGCUGACGGUGCAGAGCGUGGCGGCGCGGGUGCACCAGGCAGCACUGGAGCGUGUGGCGGAGACGUACGAGCGGGUGUGCGACGAGGUGAAGCGGCCGGAGAACAAGUACGAGGCAGGGGCGACGCUGCUGGGAAGCGAGCGGCCGUUUGGGCAGGUACGGCUAUUGUGGCAGAUCUUUGGGUUGCAGGAACGUCUGUAG
Messenger RNA from Trametes versicolor FP-101664 SS1, 2265 nucleotides. RefSeq names its product oligomeric complex COG6. Gene Ontology annotation, cellular component: COG complex. The coding region runs from base 1 to 2265 and encodes 754 amino acids. Lineage: Eukaryota; Fungi; Basidiomycota; Agaricomycetes; Polyporales; Polyporaceae. Gene Ontology annotation, biological process: intra-Golgi vesicle-mediated transport. The transcript is spliced from 8 exons. The record is from RefSeq and is a predicted model, not a curated record.